AUGGAGGAUCACCUGUUGAAGAUCCCCAUGAUGCCGUCCUCUUCCCCCAGUGAGUCUUCUGGGAGCGGCGGGGCGGACGACAGCAGAGGAGCCAAGAGUCCAUCGCCGGGCAAAGCUCUGAGCCCGGCUCUGGUCUGCAAAGUGUGCGGAGACACCAGCAGUGGGAAACACUACGGCAUCUACGCCUGCAACGGCUGCAGCGGCUUCUUCAAACGCAGCGUGAGGAGGAGGCUCAUCUACAGGUGCCAGGCCGGUACGGGUAUGUGUCCAGUGGACAAAGCUCAUCGCAACCAGUGCCAGGCGUGUCGGCUGAAGAAGUGCCUGCAGGCGGGCAUGAACAAGGAUGCAGUACAGAACGAGCGGCAGCCCCGCAGCACAGCUCAGGUUCGCCUGGACUCCAUCGACGUGGACCCGGACAAGGAGCACCUGGCCACCACGCGGGAGCCCACCUCCUCUUCCUCAUCCUCUUCUUCCACCUCCUCUUCCUCCUCCUCCUCCUCCUCCUCCUCCUCAGUCAUCACGUGGCCCCACAUCACCUCCUCCAUGUCCAUCACCUCCUCUGCGGCCCCCCAGCGCUGCAUCAGUCCCCAGAACAACCACCGCUUCAUGGCCAGCCUCAUGACGGCAGAGACCUGCGCCAAGCUGGAGCCCGAAGACGUUGACGAGAACAUCGACGUGACGAGCAACGAGCCGGAGCGAGCGUCGUCGGAGUACCACAUGGCCCUGUACCCGUCCAGCUCCGAAAACGUGUACGAGACCUCGGCGAGGCUGCUCUUCAUGUCGGUGAAGUGGGCCAAGAACCUGCCGGUGUUUUCCAACCUGCCCUUCAGAGACCAGGUGAUCCUGCUGGAGGAGGCGUGGAGCGAGCUCUUCCUGCUCUGUGCCAUCCAGUGGUCUCUUCCUCUGGAGAGCUGCCCGCUGCUCUCCCUGCCCGACCUCUGCCCCGGCAUGCAGGGAAAGACCAGCUACACCAGCCUGGACCUGCGCCUCCUGCAGGAGGUCUUCAGCCGCUUCAAGGCCCUCGCCGUCGAUCCCACUGAGUUCGCCUGCCUCAAGGCCAUCGUGCUCUUCAAGCCAGAGACUCGUGGUUUGAAAGAUCCAGAACAAGUGGAGAACCUGCAGGAUCAGUCUCACGUGAUGCUGGGACAGCACAUCCGCUCACACUUCCCCAGUCAACCAGCCAGAUUUGGAAAGCUGCUUCUUCUUCUUCCCUCUCUGCGUUUUGUGAAUUCGGAGCGUAUAGAGCUGCUGUUCUUCCACAGAACCAUCGGGAACACUCCCAUGGAAAAGCUGUUGUGUGACAUGUUCAAAAACUAA
Messenger RNA from Anoplopoma fimbria (sablefish), 1317 nucleotides. Its product is annotated as photoreceptor-specific nuclear receptor-like. The transcript has 8 exons. NCBI's taxonomy places the organism in Eukaryota, Metazoa, Chordata, Actinopteri, Perciformes, Anoplopomatidae. The coding region runs from base 1 to 1317 and encodes 438 amino acids. Gene Ontology annotation, molecular function: zinc ion binding; nuclear receptor activity; RNA polymerase II cis-regulatory region sequence-specific DNA binding. The record is from RefSeq and is a predicted model, not a curated record. Gene Ontology annotation, biological process: negative regulation of transcription by RNA polymerase II; positive regulation of transcription by RNA polymerase II; cell differentiation.